Molecule: messenger RNA, 600 nt
Organism: Megalobrama amblycephala (Wuchang bream)
Lineage: Eukaryota; Metazoa; Chordata; Actinopteri; Cypriniformes; Xenocyprididae
Product: C-X-C motif chemokine 11-1-like
Exons: 4
Coding region: 84-377 (97 amino acids)
Biological process (GO): inflammatory response; chemokine-mediated signaling pathway; antimicrobial humoral immune response mediated by antimicrobial peptide
Cellular component (GO): extracellular region
Molecular function (GO): CXCR chemokine receptor binding; chemokine activity
Source: RefSeq, a predicted model, not a curated record
UUAGAUUUGUAUAAAAUGAAGCAAGUCAGGUCAUUUACUCACAGUUGGUUAGCCGAGUGGUUUAAGGUGAAGCCCAUCAAGAGAUGAAGACUACAAUGAAGACUGUGGCUGCUCUUCUUAUUUUUGUCAGUUUGGCUAUUGCUGUUAUUGAAGAGCAGCCUGGGUUUGGACUCCACAGAUGUUUAUGUCGAGGUGCUGGUGCCAAAAUGGUGAAGCCAAAGCUGAUAGAGAAGGUGGAAAUUCACCCUGUUAGUCCAUCUUGUGGACAUCUGGAAGUUGUUGUCACGCUGAAGAAUGGUGCAGGGCAAAGAUGCUUAAAUCCAGAGUCAUUGUUUACCAAGAAUAUCAUUAAGAGGAUUGAAAAUAAGACCAGUUAAUAUGUUUUGAUGGCAUCAGAGGAAGAAUCACAGUGGACUUUAAGUAACUACUACAGUAUGAAACAUUUGUCUACAGUAUAAAGUGUCUAUUGCUGUCUAUUGAUACUGAUUUCAAUUUACUGAAAAAAUCAUUACAACAACACAGUGCAGAUUUUGUCAUGCUAAUGCUCUAUAAUGAAUCACACUUCAUUACAAAAAAUAAAGAAACCAUUUGUGAAUUGAA